This is a messenger RNA of Lycium ferocissimum, 1383 nucleotides long. RefSeq lists its product as uncharacterized. The record is from RefSeq and is a predicted model, not a curated record. Gene Ontology annotation, molecular function: nucleic acid binding; zinc ion binding. NCBI's taxonomy places the organism in Eukaryota, Viridiplantae, Streptophyta, Magnoliopsida, Solanales, Solanaceae. The coding region runs from base 1 to 1383 and encodes 460 amino acids. The transcript has 4 exons.
AUGUGGGAUAAACUUGAGGUCACUUAUGAAGGAACAUCAAAAGUAAGAGAAACAAAAAUUGAUGCUCUAAGACACGACUAUGAAGCUUUCAUGAUGAAAGAUGAUGAGAACAUCGAAUCAAUGUUCACAAGAUUCAGCAAGAUUAUUGGAGAACUCAAGUCGCUUGGAGUAACCUAUACCAACUCUCAACAAGUUAGAAAGCUUGUCAGAAGUCUGCCAAAGACUUGGGAAACCAAAGCCAUUGUUCUUGAAGACGGAAAUCUGGAUAAAUUCACUUAUGAUGAAUUAAGAGGAAAUCUUAUAGCUUUUGAAAAGAAUCAUAUCCAAAGAUACCAGAAGGACGAAAAGAAGAAAGUGGUCGCAUUCAAGGCUCAAGUUGAGGAAUCUGAUGAUGAUGAUUUUAAAGAAGAAGAAGUAGCCAUGAUUUCGAGGCAUGUGAUAGAAGCUAUGAGAAGAUCAAGAAGUAACAGAAAAGGAAGCUCAAACUUUAGAAAAGGCAAGGCACCCACUGGACAGCCAAAGAAUGACGGAAAAUGUUUUGAAUGUGGAAAAUAUGGCCAUAUUGCGUCUGAAUGUCCUGAGAUAAGAAAGAAACCAACCAGAGGCUAUCAAAAACAAAGAGCUUUCAGCAGUUGGAGUGAAGAUGGGAUCUCAGAUGAAGAAUCUGAAGAAGGUGAAAAUAUAUGUUUCAUGGCUCUCGAAGAAGCAGCAAGAAAUUUUGAAGGAAAGAAAACUGGCUAUUUGAAUACUGAUAAGUCAACUAGAAGAAAGAGUGCACGGUUCAGUGAUUCCCAUUGUGGAAAGAAAAUCUUUUCAAACAUGUUUUUGCUUGAACACCACAAGAAAAAGAAAAAGGGAAAAUGGUAUCUAGACAGUGCGUGUUCAAGACAUAUGACAGGCGACAAAAAUCUAUUCAAAUCAGUCGCUGACUUUGAUGGAGGAUUGGUAACUUUUGGAGACAAUUCAACUGGAACGGGACUUAAGUAUAACUUGUUAAGUGUAAGUCGGCUAUGUGAUUCGGAUCUUGAGAUCGGAUUCGAUAAAUCGGGUUGUGUCAUAGAAGACUCUGCGGAACAAAGAUUCUUCCGGAAGACGAAAAUAAAAAUGUAUACACUCUGGACUCUAUCAAAAAUGCUAAAGGUCAUAUAUGCUUGGCAUCAAUGGGAGAAGAUCCGUGGAUGUGGCACGAAGCUUGGGCAUGCUAGUAUGCGAUUAAUUGAAAAACUAGCAAGACAUGAUCUUGUAAUAGGAUUGCCAAAACUCACUACACAAAAGAUCACUUGUGCGAUUCGUGUCAAAAAGGUAAACAAACUAGAAACUCCUUUAGUUCUAAAGAUAUUGUGUCUACAUCAAAGCCCCUGCAAUUACUUCAUAUGGAUUUAG